AUGAAAACCACUUCAAACUACUCAAAUGUUCUCCCCCUUCUAGCAUUCCUAUGGGAAACUGCGAGUGCCGAUAAUACCCUCUCACGUUAUAAACAACCACUUCCGCCCAACAUCCAAAUAGCCGACACAAAACCUAAACUCCGUGAACUUCAAGAUGCAAACCCUGGCGCACUGGUGGGUCCCGAAAACGGUGGCUGGUUUCUCAAGUAUCCAGAUAGCGGAAAAGUUGUGGCGGCUACAUCUGACAACUUGACCAUCGAUCUGGACCAGCGGUACAUGUCUUUUUAUCACCAUCUCGAGGAAGAAGGGAACCACGAAGAGGCUGCCGAUGUACUCCGGGAACUACAAGAGAAUGGAGCUGAUUUGCAAAAGCUAAAGGCGGAUUGGAACUGCGGAGGAUCUGGAGAAGGCAUGGGGCUUAUACCUAAGUAUUGGGCAGAUUUUCCUGCUGCGAAGCUCUAG
Messenger RNA from Talaromyces stipitatus ATCC 10500, 462 nucleotides. RefSeq lists its product as uncharacterized. Bases 1 to 462 code for a protein of 153 amino acids. The record is from RefSeq and is a predicted model, not a curated record. The transcript is spliced from 2 exons. NCBI's taxonomy places the organism in Eukaryota, Fungi, Ascomycota, Eurotiomycetes, Eurotiales, Trichocomaceae.